AUGUUUGAGCUCAAGACCUCUGCAGCGACCCGAGCCGCAUCCAGAUCUCUGUCGCAGAAACAACACAUCAAUGCAGCCGCCAUGAUGCCUCUACAGAUACUUCUAUUGACUCUGCUCCUUGUCAGGAAUGCAAAUGGAUUCGUUCCGCCAAAGUCAGUUCCAUCCUCCUUGGCACGCAGCGAUGGAAUACCGAGGCAGAUGUCUCCCUUGCUGCAGUUGACACCUGUGGAUGUAAAGAUUGGCAUUUGGACAGCAGCCUUUUCCGCUUCCCACAUUGGCAUGUCGGCGAUACGAAGGCAGUUGAUUGAUAUCUGUGGCAACGUGGCAGGAACUGCGGGUCUUGUAAAUCGGACCGAUUGGAGACUUCCUGAUAUCUGGCCAGGAGAUGCAUCGGGAGGACAAGAGAUUUUCCCCACAACCGAUAUUGCCGGGCGACAGUUGUAUCGCUUGGGGUACACUGCCAUUUCGUUUGCCACUCUGGGAUCAGCCUUCUUGGCCUACUUGGAAUCGCUGCAGCAACAACCACCGAUGAACCAUGAUUCCACAUGGUUUGUGUGGAUUGCGACGGCCUCCUGGGCCGUUUCAAUUGCAUCACUUUUCAAUCCAUCACCGUUAUCCUUGGUCCCAGUGUUUGUUGGCGAAGGCCAAUCCAAUAUGAAAAACGAAGCUAGCAGUUUGAUUGCUCGUAACGAUGCACAAAAGCUGCAAGCAACUGGAAUGACACGUAUCACCAGGCAUCCUCUGAUCCUCCCUGUGGUUCCGUGGGGAUUGGCGACUGCCAUGAGCAUGGGUGGACAAACCAGAGAUUUCCUAUUCUUUGGUGGAUUGGCCAUGUACGCCAUUGCGGGAUGUGCCGCUCAAGAUCUUCGAGUGAUCCGAGAAGAAGGAUCGGUAGGAACCGUCUUUGCACCCGGGGCAACUUUGCAAGACUUUUUUGACGACACGUCCUUUUUGCCCUUUGGAGCCGUAUUGGAUGGAAGACAGUCCCUGUCCAGGAUUGCCACGGAGGUGCCCUGGUGGGCGCUCGGUCUUGGCGUGGUGGUUGGAUAUAAUCUGCAACUAGUCCUUUUGGAUUGGCUUUUGCGGGUUGGUUGA
Seminavis robusta is the source of this 1095-nucleotide messenger RNA. The record is from the annotation of a GenBank genome assembly. NCBI's taxonomy places the organism in Eukaryota, Bacillariophyta, Bacillariophyceae, Naviculales, Naviculaceae.